AUGCAUCUAAAGUUCAAAAGCCUAACAGGAAAGGACAAAGCAAUUGAAAUUGACAGUUCUGCAACCAUUCUAGAGUUUAAAAAUAAAAUUUGCGAGCUUGAGCUGAUUCCUCCUGAGCAGCAAAGGCUGGUUUGCAAUGGCAAGAUUCUUGGAAAUGACACAGAAACACUCUCAUCAUACAAAAUAUCAUCAGGAAAUGUAAUACACAUGGUUUUAGCAUUGAGAGGAGGAUAG
Messenger RNA from Vittaforma corneae ATCC 50505, 234 nucleotides. RefSeq lists its product as uncharacterized. Gene Ontology annotation, molecular function: ubiquitin protein ligase binding; protein tag activity. Bases 1 to 234 code for a protein of 77 amino acids. Gene Ontology annotation, biological process: modification-dependent protein catabolic process; regulation of proteolysis; protein neddylation. The record is from RefSeq and is a predicted model, not a curated record. The transcript has a single exon. Gene Ontology annotation, cellular component: cytoplasm; nucleus. Lineage: Eukaryota; Fungi; Microsporidia; Nosematidae.